CGUCACAUCAUUUAAUUUAGCAUGAAACUGGAUGAAAUGGAUUUAGGAAAGAAAGGAACGUGUUUGAUWAUCAAUGCAGAUGAUUUUGGCUAUUGCAGUCAAAGAAAUAGAGGAAUAGUUGAGGCAUUUUGCAAUGGUGUYGUGUCUAGUGUGUCUCUUCUUGUUAAUGGAUCAAGUUCAUUAGAGGCUAUAGGAUUUGCCUGUGAACAUAAUAUUCCAAUGGGUUUACACCUCAAUUUGACUGAAGGACAUCCAAUGGGAAAGGAUCAUGAGACUUUGAUUGAUAGCAAAGGAUAUUUUAAGGGGAAGAUGGGAUUUAGAGAUGCUCUACGCUCAGAUCAGGAAAAUCACUUAUUAUCGAAACWAUGGAUAGAGUUUAUGGUACACCCAGGAUACAGAAGUAUUAAGGGGACUGGAGGAUGUGGUGAAGGGCCAGAUGAGUUUGCCUUAUCCAAGGACAGGGAACAUGAGCUGAAAAUCCUAACUAGUCAAGAACUUAAGAACUUUUUGAAGAGGGAAGGUAUUAUUUUGAAGUCAUUCAACAAUAUCCAAACAURAAUAUUUUUUCUGAAUCAAAAAAUGAAUUUUUUAUUUGCAAGACAAUCAAUCAAGAAUAAAACCAAUAAACUCGAUUGAUUUUAGGGGUACAUUUCAUUAUU
This is a messenger RNA of Actinia tenebrosa (Australian red waratah sea anemone), 659 nucleotides long. Its product is annotated as carbohydrate deacetylase-like. Gene Ontology annotation, molecular function: deacetylase activity. Lineage: Eukaryota; Metazoa; Cnidaria; Anthozoa; Actiniaria; Actiniidae. The record is from RefSeq and is a predicted model, not a curated record. Gene Ontology annotation, biological process: carbohydrate metabolic process.